Molecule: messenger RNA, 3359 nt
Organism: Sinocyclocheilus anshuiensis
Lineage: Eukaryota; Metazoa; Chordata; Actinopteri; Cypriniformes; Cyprinidae
Product: EH domain-containing protein 3-like
Exons: 6
Coding region: 478-1812 (444 amino acids)
Biological process (GO): endocytosis; endosomal transport
Cellular component (GO): cytoplasm; plasma membrane
Molecular function (GO): GTP binding; protein binding; calcium ion binding
Source: RefSeq, a predicted model, not a curated record
ACUGGCAUUUAAAUCUGCUGCAGUGGGAAGCCCGUGGACGCCUGUCACCGUGAGUGAAUCUGCUCUAUUGGAGGGUCUGGCGCUCGUUUUCUCUUCUCUUUCAUAAUAGCUAUUGUAUCUCUUGCAUUUGCUGAGUGAUACAUUGUAGCCUCUAGCGACGCGCGCUUUUAUUCCAACAAAACCUGAAUGAAAGGCUGCCUGUUUGGCCAUGUUUUGGACCGUAACAUUUAAACAGAAUAUUAUAUAAUGCAUCAUAUUUUGUAAUUAUGGUCUAAUCUUUCGCGCAUUUUGUGUCGUGAGUGGCCUAUAGAGACAAGGGAACAGUUUCAAUGGACGCUUAAAAUACAUCGACGUCAUUACAAAUCCAUUAAUUUGAAUACACUACAGUAGGACUAAGGCGCAUUUGUGCAUAUUGUGAAAUAAUUAACCAAAAACAACAGAUAUAUCGUCUAAGGUUGCCUAUACUCGAGUUGCAUCAUGUUCAGCUGGUUGGGUACCGAUGACAGGAGAAAGAAAGAUCCAGAGGUCUUCCAGAAUGUCAGUGAAGGACUCAAGAAGCUUUACAAAACCAAACUGCUUCCACUGGAGGAACACUACAAAUUCCACGAGUUUCACUCACCCGCUUUGGAGGAUGCAGAUUUUGACAAUAAGCCCAUGGUUCUCCUGGUGGGACAGUAUUCCACUGGCAAAACCAGCUUCAUAAGAUAUCUUCUGGAGCAGGACUUCCCUGGUAUGCGGAUCGGUCCAGAACCCACAACUGACUCCUUCAUAGCAGUGAUGCAUGGCACCAUGGAGGGACUAAUACCAGGAAACGCGCUGGUAGUGGAUCCCAAAAAACCCUUUCGGAAACUCAACGCCUUUGGGAAUGCCUUCCUUAACAGGUUUGUGUGUGCCCAGCUGCCCAACCCUGUUCUGGAGAGCAUCAGUGUGAUUGACACUCCAGGAAUCCUGAGCGGAGAGAAACAAAGGAUCAGCAGAGUUGCUACAGAAGAUGGCUUUGGUUAUAGCUGCCUGCGUAAAUGUCCAUAUGGAGGUAUUGUAGAUACUGACAAACUACUGUUAACACCUGCAGCUUAUUACGCCAAUGAAGUUCCAGCACCGCUCGACUCCAGACGUGCUGUCCAUGCAUACAUCAUUAGCUCCUUGAAAAAAGAAAUGCCCUCAGUCUUUGGGAAGGAGAACAAAAAGAAGGAGCUGGUUAACAGCUUGGGCGAGAUCUACAGCCGCAUUGAAAGGGAACACCAGAUUUCCCCGGGAGACUUCCCUAAUCUUAAGAAAAUGCAGGAGCAGCUUCAAGCACACGAUCUGAACAAGUUCCAGCCUCUGAAAAUGAAGCUGUUGGACACCGUGGACGACAUGCUGGGUCACGACAUCGCCCAGCUUAUGGUUCUGGUGCGUCAGGAGGAGACGCAGCGCCCCAACCAGGUGGUGAAGGGUGGCGCCUUCGAGGGCACCAUGAAUGGGCCGUUCGGACACGGAUAUGGCGAGGGAGCCGGCGAGGGCAUUGAUGAAGUCGAAUGGGUGGUGGCACGUGACAAACCUAUGUAUGAUGAAAUCUUCUACACUCUCUCGCCCGUCAAUGGCAAAGUGACUGGAGCCAAUGCCAAGAAGGAGAUGGUGAAGUCCAAGCUGCCAAACACUGUGCUGGGUAAGAUCUGGAAGCUGGCUGACAUUGAUAAAGAUGGGAUGCUCGAUGAUGAGGAGUUUGCCUUGGCCAAUCACCUGAUCAAGGUCAAACUAGAAGGUCACGAGCUUCCAAGUGAACUGCCCGCUCAUCUUGUGCCGCCCUCUAAAAGAAAGGUUCCAGAGUAAGAUUGGUUUGGAAUUGGGAUGGAUUUUGGGAAAGCAUAUAGUUUGAAUUACUGAUGGCCGGACAACUUUUACUAUACUGUAGAAAAAAAAUAACUGUGACUUCUUUGAAAUGUGUGGUUUAUGCUUCACUAGCAAGGAUGGAUUUGGAACUCUUUUGACUUGUGUAUGUAUUUUUUUGUUUUGUUUUAUUUUUUAUGAACAAAUUGUGCUGUCUGCAGUCUGUUUUAUGUGUGCUUUCAGAUUUUACAAUCAUAUUUUUAUGCCACAAUUUCAAUUUCAUCCGUUCAGCUAUCAUGACUGUAACGCUGAGUCCUAACCAGUCAUGUUGCGAUGAAUGAUAUUAAAUGUAAAACAGCACAUUUUGUCGAUCACACGAUUUCAGUUUCUGUGACAAUUUGCUUGCUAGCCUUUCCCGCAGUGAAAUCUCAUUGGUCUAAAAAUCUACUUCAGGUAAUUACAUUAAACAUCGUUAUCUUCUGAUUGGUCGACAAUGACAUUGUGUCACGUUUCGUAGCUGUUUUGUGUUCAGGUGAUUAUUUGUCGCAUUGCGCCUGGUUAGGACACGCUAAAAUGCUUUUCAAUAUAUUUCACUUUCACGCUCAAUUUACACUACUGUUCAAAAGUUGUUUUUGAAUAUCUCUUUUGCUUGCCGAGACUGCAUUUAUUUUGUGAAAUAAUAUUACAAUUUAAAAAAAAAACUAUUUUCUAUUUUAAUCUAUUUUGAAAUGUGAUUUAUUCCUGUGAUGGAAAAUCUGAAUACUUCUGUUACCUGCCGUCUUCCGUGUCACAUAGUCCUUCAGAAAUCAUUCUAAAAAAUAUUAAUAAUCUCACUGACCCUACAUUUUUGAACGGUAGUGUAUAUCCGAUUGAUCUGUGUCUCAGGAGGGGUGAGACGUCAAUUAAUGUAGAAAAACAUGAAUCUUAUUCUGAAUCUUUGUAUCAGUUGUUAUUCUAAGUACACAACUGUUAAAAUGUAGCUAGAAAAGCUAAAUUCCUUUUAUAAGUAGGUGUAACUGUUGUUCUCUUCUUGUUAAGGCGGCAUCUUUAAUGAAUGCGAGUCCUUUCUAGCCUGACCAAGAGACUGUUAAAACUGUAUAGCCGUCACGUCAGAAGACUCAGUGUUUAGUGUUCUUGAUGGACCCGUAGAGCUAGUAUCCUUGUCAGUAGUCUACUGUAUAUGUUAAUGCCUAACAUAUCUAAACUAACUAGGGUUAUAGUAGUGUUUAUAUAAUUCCCGUCUGAUUUUCCAAAGAAGAAAAAAGAAUGAUGCUGCAAAACCGCUUUAUUCAAGUGAUGUGAAGUUCUCUUUCUGAGCGUUUCUGCAUUCACAUGCUCAUUUAAAGAGCAGUGGUUUUGGAUCUAAAUAUGUAUUUAGUUAUAUUACUUUAUUAUAUCUGCAUUUAAUGAUUUAAUUAACUCUUUACCUCUGUAUCCACCCCUUGACAAGCAGUUAUCUAGAGCUGUCGCAUUUUCUCAAGCAGAUUUUUAGGAUCUGAAUGUGAAUUGGUAGAAUUUUAUGCACUGAACUAAAUGGUCUUUAAAAAAAA